AUGACGUUUGAAGACUGCGACCCACCGCCCGACUUUGGCGUGAGGUUGAUCCCCUGUCCCCGGCGGUGAUCACUCUCCUCUGCUCGGUGCACGAAGCUCCGGGGCCGCAUAUGAACGGUGCUAUGGCCGCGUCCUCGCACCGGAUCACGCUGGGGCCGCUGGUCGCCGCCAUCGACCAGGGAACCAGCUCCACUCGGUUUCUGGUGUUCAACUCAAAAACAGCUGAGCUCCUCAGCCAUCACCAGGUGGAAAUCAAGCAGAGCUUCCCCAAAGAAGGAUGGGUAGAGGAGGACCCCAAAGAAAUCCUGCAUUCGGUGUACGAGUGCAUGGAGAAGACGUGUGAAAAACUCACCCAGCUCAACAUCGACAUCUCGAACAUUAAAGCUAUUGGAGUGACCAACCAAAGAGAGACCACACUAAUUUGGGACAAAGAGACAGGGGAGCCCCUCUACAAUGCAAUCGUUUGGCUGGACCUGCGCACUCAAUCAACUGUUGAACGUCUCAUUAACAAAACCCCUGGAAGGAACAAGAACCAUUUGAAGCAUAAAACCGGGCUCCCGAUCAGCACUUACUUCAGCGCGGUGAAACUCCGCUGGCUGAUGGACAACGUGGACGAGGUCCGCGAUGCAGUCGUGUCUCACCGCGCCAUGUUCGGCACCGUUGACUCCUGGCUCAUCUGGUGUCUGACCGGCGGCAAGUCGGGCGGAGUGCACUGCACAGAUGUGACCAACGCCAGUAGAACCAUGCUGUUUAACAUUCACACUUUGGAAUGGGACCCAGAACUUUGCAAAUAUUUUGGUAUCCCCAUGGAGAUCUUGCCCAGAGUGAGGAGUUCAUCAGAAAUAUAUGGACUCAUGAAAAUAUGUUCUAGCCGGAAAUCUGGAGCUCUAUCAGGUAUUCCCAUUUCAGGGUGCCUCGGGGAUCAGUCGGCAGCUCUGGUCGGACAGAUGUGUUUUCAGGACGGGCAAGCGAAAAACACGUAUGGAACCGGCUGCUUUCUGCUGCGAAACACUGGAGCCAAGCCUGUGAUGUCUGACCACGGACUUCUGACCACUGUGGCAUACAAACUUGGCCGGGACACACCUGCCUGUUAUGCACUAGAGGGCUCUGUGGCCAUUGCGGGAGCUGUGGUUCGUUGGCUGCAGGACAAUCUCGGAAUCAUCGGGUCAUCUGAAGAACUUGAGAAGUUGGCUGCGUCAGUCGGCACUUCCUACGGUUGCUACUUCGUUCCGGCAUUUUCAGGUCUUUACGCACCGUACUGGGAGCCCAGUGCAAGAGGGAUCAUAUGUGGGUUGACGCAGUUUACGAAUAAGAGCCAUCUUGCGUUCUCUGCGCUGGAAGCCGUCUGUUUCCAGACACGAGAGAUACUGGACGCUAUGAAUCAGGACAGCGGCAUCCCUCUAACUCAGCUCCAGGUGGACGGAGGAAUGACGUCCAACAGACUGCUAAUGCAGCUGCAGGCGGACAUUCUCUGUAUCCCUGUUGGGAAGCAGGGGGAGCUGGAUCCAAUCCCAGCAGACACAGUGAAGCCGUCCAUGCCUGAGACCACAGCGCUCGGUGCAGCGAUGGCAGCCGGAGCAGCGGAGGGUGUGAGCGUGUGGAGUCUGAGCCCCGAGGACCUGAGUGAAGUCACAUCAGAGAAGUUUGAGCCUCAGAUAAACCCUGAAGAGAGCGAGUUACGGUACGCACGGUGGAAGAAGGCGGUUCAGAAGUCCAUGAACUGGGAGACGACAGAGCCUGCUGGUAAUGGAAACGGUGAAACGAGCAUCUUCAGCAGCGUCCCCCUGGGCUUUUACAUCAUGGGCAGCAUGUUGAUGUUAGUGGGUGCUAAGUACCUUGCAGGCCACAACUAGGUUUAGAAUCCUGGAAGCUUUGCAGCAAAGAGGGAAAGUGGAAUCAAACACUCUCUGAGCCGACCACCACUUCCAACCUCCAUUCCAGAAGAACGCUUUUGCUGAAUCUUACCAUCGACUAGGGACAUGAGGACGAAUUUGAAAUGACUAAUGGGAAUUCAUUUUCUGUGUACAUUAAACCAGAUUUUUUUUUUUUUUUUUUUGCAUGCAGUGUUUUUGUUUUUUUGGGUACAAUAUUGCUACAGAAAAGUACGAUUUGAGUUUAUUUGUAUAGAAACUCUACAGAUGGUAGUUCAGAUUGUUUUAACCUUUCCAAAGUUAAUUGACAUCAUCUCUCAGCUGUCAUCUUGUGAUGUUGUAUUCCCGACGAUGGUAAGUGAUAAGAUUUUAUUUUUUCUUUUGUCUUGUGGGAUCUGUGAACUAACAAGAGUAUGUGAAUAUAUAUUCUAACAGUUAGGAUUAAGACAAAUGAAAUGUGAAAACAAGUGAAGAAAGGAGCUGGAGUUAACGAACAGUUUGUUUUUGGUGAAAAUUAUGUUUUUUGUUUUAAUUUAAUAUUUAUAAAAAGUUAAUGUGUUUUGUGUAAUGGGCAAACAUGCAAUGGAAACUCACAAAAUCCAAAAAACCGCAAACAUCCUUGAAGUACGAAGGAAGUAAAUUUGUUUAUUUUGAUUGAAGAUUGAAAAUGUUCAUCUAAAGCUUUUUACAGCCUAGAAAGCUUUAAUUAUUUGUAAGGUCACGAUUUAAAAUGGAAAAUCGCAAAUGAUAUUUAUUGCCACUGAACUCUAAAUAUGCAAAAACCAACUGUAAACAUUUUGUAUGCAUUCACUCUCAAAUCAGUUUUAUUAGACGAAGGGUUCAGGACAUUUUUUUGUUUUAUGAAACCAUAGGAAUUUCUGAUUUAUUCCACUGUGCUGUACAGUCCAGGUUUAAAGAAUUAACCUUGAAGUAGUGGAAGUGAGUAAAUGAAUCUCAGUAUUUACAUUGUUGCCCAACAUUUGUCAUGUUUGUCUACUGUGUGGAGUAGAAGUUGAAAGGAAACCAGUGCUUCCGUGUAAAUGGGUAUUAUUUGAAAGAAAUGGUUUAUGUAUUAAUGUAUAAAGUUAAAGGUUCAGUGUGAAAGAUUUAGGUGCAAGGGAUCUAUUAUAAAAUAAUCUCAGUGAGUGUUUCAUCUAAAACGUAUGAUUUGUUUGCUUUAACCUAGAAUGGACCUUUAUAUUUAAAUACUUUAUAUUUUCAUCUGGAGCGGGUAGGCCUCUGUUUUUUUUUUACAGUAGCCCAGAUUGGACAAACUAAACACCUUUUGAGUUUUUAUGACAACUGAAAGCUACCACAGGUUUUGAAGGGAAGGGUGAGUUGAGGGGGUAUUCAACUUCACCACUAAAUUCUACACACUGAACCUUUAAUGGACGGUAUGAUGGCAAUUGGUGUAAAGGCUUAAAGUGCACUUUUUGGAUAUAUAACACAUUAAUUGAUAUUUAUUAAUGAAAUGACAAGUGUUUAAAAUGUGAAAUUGGAGAAAUGCACUUAAUAUGACCAUAUGAAAGCAGUGUACAGUCCUGUUCAGGUCCAAAACUAAUUUUGAUAUUCACAUGUCUUGACAGUCAAAUGUCAGAUGAGUAGCGAGGCAAGUAGCGAGGCAGCAACAGAGCGACAGGCAUUGGUUGGAUAUCUGUUGGCUCUAAAAUGAGGAAACUGUGUAUCUGUCUGUUGUUGUCACAGAAUGUAAGUUCGGAGCGUGGGACAAUAAGUUGCAUCAAAAAAACGUACUGGCUGUUCUAAAAUAUCAAAAGCAGACUGGGAAUAAAAACAUUGAUUAUAGGUGUCGCUGA
Paralichthys olivaceus (Japanese flounder) is the source of this 3685-nucleotide messenger RNA. NCBI's taxonomy places the organism in Eukaryota, Metazoa, Chordata, Actinopteri, Pleuronectiformes, Paralichthyidae. The record is from RefSeq and is a predicted model, not a curated record.